Triticum aestivum (bread wheat) is the source of this 3172-nucleotide messenger RNA. Its product is annotated as syn-copalyl diphosphate synthase, chloroplastic-like. The transcript has 14 exons. Gene Ontology annotation, cellular component: chloroplast. The record is from RefSeq and is a predicted model, not a curated record. Bases 1 to 2283 code for a protein of 760 amino acids. Gene Ontology annotation, biological process: gibberellin biosynthetic process. NCBI's taxonomy places the organism in Eukaryota, Viridiplantae, Streptophyta, Magnoliopsida, Poales, Poaceae. Gene Ontology annotation, molecular function: terpene synthase activity; magnesium ion binding.
AUGCUGACCUAUACCACUGCAGGCUGGCAUGCUCCAGUACUCGACCGGCCGACAGCCCAGCCAUGGCGACGGCUUUCCAUGCACCUACACUCUCAGCGUCGUCGAUCUGGGCUCGCGCUAAGUAGGAAAUACCCAUCUUAUCCGGAGGCAAAAGCGCGUGAAUGGGAAGUUGAUGAAUACAGACAACACACGGAUGAACCAAGCAAGAUGAAACAGAUGAUCAAUGCCAUAAGGACGGCACUGGGGUCAUUGGGUGAUGAUGAGACGUCAACCAAUGUUUCAGCCUACGACACGGCAUUGGUCGCCCUUGUCAAGAACCUUGACGGAGAUGAGAAACCGCAAUUCCCCUCAUGCAUCAACUGGAUUUUACAAAAUCAACUACCAGAUGGCUCGUGGGGUGACCCUGCUUUCUUUAUGGUCCAAGAUCGGAUGAUCAGCACCCUGGCAUGUGUAGUGGCAGUGAAGUCUUGGAACAUUGACAACGAUGACUUGUGUGACAAAGGUGUGUUAUUUAUCCAAGAAAACAUGAGCAGGUUGGUAGAACAAGAACAGGACUGGAUGCCAUGUGGCUUUGAGAUUAAGUUCCCAGCUAUCCUAGAGAAGGCCAAGGACCUGGAUCUGGACAUCCCUUAUAAUCACCCUGCUCUAGAAGAGAUACAUGCCAAGAGAAAUCUAAAGCUCUCUAAGAUACCUCUGGAUGUGCUACAUAACAUACCAACGACCCUACUUUACAGUGUGGAAGGAAUGGUAGACUUGCAAUUGGACUGGGAAAAGCUACUCAAGUUGCGGUGUCUGGACGGCUCAUUCCAUUCCUCGCCUGCUGCAACAGCUGCUGCCCUCAGUUACACCGGCGACAAAGAAUGCCUUGCGUUCCUAGACAGGCUCGUAAAAAAGUUCGAUGGGGGAGUGCCUUGUAUGCACUCCUUGGAUAUUUUUGAGCAGUUAUGGGUGGUUGAUCGGCUGAUGCGUCUAGGGAUAUCUAGCCAUUUCACAAGUGAAAUUGAGCAGUGGCUAGAUUUUAUUUACAGGCGUUGGACUCAAAAGGGACUGGCUCAUAACAGGCACUGCCCUACCCCGGAUAUUGAUGACACCGCCAUGGGUUUCCGUCUCCUCCGUCAGCAUGGCUACGAUGUCACUCCAUGCGUAUUCAAGCACUUUGAGGACAGGAAGAAUGGCAAGUUCUUCUGCUUCCCAUUGGAGACCAACAACGCAUCUGUCACCCCAAUGUACAACACUUACCGUGCUUCUCAGUUCAUGUUCCCAGGUGACGAUGAUGUCCUGUCACGAGCCGGGCGCUAUUGCCGUGCAUUCCUCCAAGAAAGACAAGCCUCGAACAAAUUGCAUGACAAGUGGGUCAUCACCAAGGACCUGCCGGGCGAGGUCGAGUACACACUGAACUUCCCCUGGAAAGCAAGUUUGCCACGAAUCGAAACAAGGAUGUAUCUGGAUCAGUAUGGAGGCAGCACGGACGUUUGGAUUGCCAACGUCCUCUACAGAAUGAAUCUUGUGAGCAACGACCUGUACCUUGAAUUGGCAAAAGCAGAUUUCAGAGAAUAUCAAAGACUCUUCCGACUUGAGUGGAAUGGCCUCAGAAAGUGGUAUUUCAGGAACCAUCUGCAGAGGUAUGGUGGGACGCCAAAGAGCGCGCUCAUGCCUUACUUCUUAGCUUCAGCAAACAUCUUUGAAUCUGACCGAGCAGCAGAGCAUCUAGCAUGGGCUCGUACGUGGGUGCUUGCCGAGGCAGUGACCUCUCGCUUGCGACAUACUGGGGGGACAAAGGACUCAACAAAGAAUCUUGAAGAGCUUAUCGACCUUGUUUCAUUCGACAAUGACUCUUCCAGCAGUCUUCGUGAUGCUUGGAAGCAGUGGCUCAUGGCAUGGACUGCAAAGGAGAGCCAUGGAUCAAUUGAAGGAGAUACAGCUGUGUUGUUGGUUCGAACAGUCGAGAUAUGCUCAGGAAGGCAUGUUUCAGCCGAGCCAAAGCUGAACCUUUGGGAGUAUUCCCAGCUCGAACAGCUCACCUCUUCCAUCUGCCGCAAGCUUGACACAAGAGUUCUUGCUCAGAAUGGGGAAAAUAUGGAGAAUACAGAGGACUUGGACUGGCAAGUGGACAUGGAGAUGCAAGAACUAUCUUGGAGAAUUCAUCAGGGUUGCCAUGGCAUCAACAGAGACACCAAGCAGACAUUUCUCCACGUGGUGAAAAGCUUCUACUACUCGGCUCAUUGCUCACCUGAAACAGUUGAUAGCCACAUAGCAAAGGUCGUCUUCCAGGAUGUGAUUUAAGAGGAUUCCCCUGCUGUCCUAUUUAUGUUCCUGUUAUUGCAAGAAAUAAAUUUGUGCAUGUGAAAAGAAAUGAGGCCCACUUGGAAUUUCGAUCAGAAUAGGGCAUUUCCAGAUUCUCUCGGCUGAACUUUGCUUUUUAGAGUUUGGCUUAUAAAAGCAUCUCUAGCAAAUGCCCUAGAAGUUAAUUUUGUUUUGAGGGAUUAAAGCCUAGCUAGCAGAUCCCUCAGAUCUAUUAAUCCCUAAAAAAUAUAUAGCUUUUCAUCCCCCAAAGCCGCAGCUUCUCAGUAUAGUCGGCCACCCAUGCAUUGUUCCUCGGCGCGUCAGUGCCGCCCCUGCCGUUGCCCCCAUCCAGACCCCUGCGCCGGAACUGUUCCACGCGACCAUCCCGCAGCCCCGCUGCCCUCUUCCGCCUUCUCCUCGCUCGCCGGUCAGGGUGGACACGGUCCGGGCCGGUCCGGUCCCGGUCCGAGCCGUCGUUUGGACCGGCCACCGGCGGUCCGGUCCGGACCGGACCGACCAGUGCGUCGGUCCUGAUUUCAGAGACCGGACCGGCGGACGUGAAGCUCGGUGCGGACCGACGGUCCUCACGGUCCCGGCGAUGUCGAGUCGCUGCCAUGUGGGCCCAGGAUGUCGGAGAGGUGGUCGGAGAAGAAGCACGGUGGCCGGAGCAGGAGAAGAUGCACCUGAUGUGCGGCUGCACGAGGAAGAGGCACGGGGGAGAGAGGGAGCGGCGCGGCCGCGCGGAGGAGCGGGGGAGCGGCUGCCCGAGUGAGCGGCGGCGUAACGCAUGAGGGAUAGGGGGUGAGGGAGAGAGGGACGGCGCGGCCGCGCAGGGGAGAGAGAGGGUGGUACUGUGGCGAGGUGGAAAACGUGCGCGAGAACCGGGGGC